This is a messenger RNA of Ochlerotatus camptorhynchus, 1545 nucleotides long. RefSeq lists its product as uncharacterized. Lineage: Eukaryota; Metazoa; Arthropoda; Insecta; Diptera; Culicidae. The record is from RefSeq and is a predicted model, not a curated record. The transcript has 4 exons. The coding region runs from base 1 to 1545 and encodes 514 amino acids.
AUGGUGGAAGUGAAAACGGCGAUUAAGCAGCGCCGAAAACUUCUGAGAGCAUUGAAGCGCAGCAGAGAAGCAGGAUUAGACACGGCGGAUGUUUUGGAGCAGUUCCAGAAAGCGAAGGCAGCGGCUAAGAAGGCAGUGAAGCAAGCCAAAGAACGUUCAUGGGAGGACUUUGUCGUUAAAAUAUCUCCGAGCAGCACAACGGCAGAAAUGUGGCAGACGAUGAGGGAGAGCUAUCCCCCACUGUUCCAAGCAGCGAAGGAAAGAGAGGAACGGGAUCGCGUGGGCUCUCUUCCAAACACCAACGACAUCUAUAAUUCGGACUUCACCCUGGAAGAGCUUCUGUGGGUACUGGACAAAGGACGUAGUGUCUCUACAGGUCCUGAUUCGGCCAUCGUUACCCCGAUACCGAAAUCAUCGAAACCUACUUCACCGAAGGACUUCAGGCCCAUUAGUGUCCUACCUGCGGUGUCUAAGGUACUGGAGAAGAUUCUACUGUCGCAAAUAACGGAUCAUCUCGAUGUAUCCACACCCGCUCUGCUUGCCAAACACCAGUCAGGAUACAGGAAAAACCACAGUACCACGACUGAUCAAGUCAAGCGAAGUCAGGUUGUAGACCUGGGUGGUACUCCCUCGAAUCCCCGGAAUCUCACCGACGGUACGCCACAAAGAUCCUGUCUGAGCAUUCUGCUGUUUAGCCUAUACAUCAGCAGCCUGCCUGGUGUGCUAAAAUGCGAGUAUCACCUCUAUGCGGACGACCUCCAAAUCUACAUAUCAGGCCCCGCAAGCGAAAUUAACAGGCUCAUCGAAGCAAUCAAUCAGGAUCUCCUUGCUAUCGAACGUUGGGCCACUGAGAAUCGUCUGUUUCCCAAUCCAAAGAAGACGCAAGCUAUAGUCUUUUGUAGAGAUGGGGCCAUAAUCCCUCAAAAUGACAUCCGCUUCUGUGAUGAAACCAUUACUUUGUCGAACAAAGUUACCAACCUUGGUCCCAUUAUUGACUCUAACCUAAAAUGGACCGAUCAGAUAAACGAAGUCACCAAAAAGAUCUACAAUACUCUUCGUACGUUCAGGCGCUUCCUUGGAAUGCUUUCCAGACAGAUUCGUAUGAAGCUCGUCCAAGCUGUGGUGAUGCCGUUCUUCGCAUACUGCGACGUCGUGUACUACCCAGGACUGUCCACCGCGCUCAAGGCUCAGUUGCAUCGAUGCUUCAAGUCGUCGGUGAAGUUCGUGUAUGAAAUCCGAGGGCGUGACACAACCAGAGAAGUGCGACACACCAUUCUCGGAUGCGAUCUGCCGGAAAACUACCACCGUCGUAUCUGCUGCUUCAUGUACGGGGCCUACCAUAGAAGCCUCCCAGAGUACAUCAGGCAGUACACACCUGAAGGUCGGAACAAGCGAGCUAGAUCCUUUGUCCCACCGCAUCACACCACAAGUUCCCGAAAAAGUGUUCUAAUAUUCGGAGCGUCCACCUGGAACGCACUACCACUAGCUACAAGGCAGCAACGGACUCUCACGUCGCUUAAAGCGGCGCUCCACAGAGCUGAUUAA